GCGGACGAGGCCGUCUUGGCGCCAGACGAACAACUCGCCUUGUCUGUCACCCUUGGCUUGGUGGAUAUUAGCAAGCACCCUGUCUCGGCGGCUAUCACGUCUCAUAUGAAAGCUAGAGGCGUUCGAGCCGCCACUUUGACAGGCGUGCGAUCGAUCGCUGGCAAAGGAAUUGAAGGCACUUAUAACGGCGAUCCAGUGCGUUGUGGCAAUUCUCGCUUUUUAUCACUCGAAGACCUGCCGGAAGUCCAACGUCUCCUCAGCAAAGGCUUGACGGUCUUUUGCGUCACCAUCAAGCACAAACCCAUGUGCGUUUUCGGCCUGUCAGACCGUGUGCGUCCUGAGACCAACCUCGUCCUGGCUGAACUGAAGAAUCGCAAGAUCGCCAUCUCACUCCUCAGCGGCGACGACGCAGGUGCUACGGAGUCACUGGCCGCUCAACUCGGUGUCCCUCUGAGCAACGUGCGGUCCCGCUGCUCGCCGGCGGACAAGCAGAAGUACCUCAAGGGUCUCGUAAGGGGGAAGCACGACCGCAUUGUUUUCUGCGGCGACGGCACGAACGACGCCGUCGCGCUCGCCCAGGCCGAUAUUGGCGUUCACAUGAGCACUGGUAGCGAGAUCGCGCGGACGGCCGCGGAUGUCGUGCUCCUGCGGCCUUCCCUCAACGGCUUGCUAGUGCUGCUGGAUCUUUCCCACGCGGCGAUGCACCGCGUGUACCUUAACUUUGCGUGGUCGUUCGUUUAUAACCUGUUUGCGAUACUACUGGCUGCGGGUGCUUUUGUACACGCACGCAUUGCGCCGCAGUAUGCUGGACUUGGGGAGAUUGUCAGUGUGUUGCCUGUUAUUUUGGUGGCGCUGCAGUUGAGGUUCUUCACGAGGCGGUACGCCAAUGGGCUGGAGUGACAAGGCUUGUUGUGUAUGGGGGGUUGGGACGUUUUGCUGGUGACUUGCUCAUUGUGUUCAUUGCUCAUCGCAGACUCGGCUACCGUCCAUCCUGGGGACGCGGGACGCACUGCGUUGCGGGACAAGGUGAGCGAUGUGGCGUAUAAAGUGGCGUUCUCGCGCCACUGGUGGCGUACAGAUUGGGUCUUCCAUCCGUUUCUGUGGCAUAUAGCCACUUCUACGCCGAUGUCGCACACAACCACACCUACGAACAGGCAGCUUCUCCCAUUGUUUUUCCCUUUCCCUCUCAAAUCAAUCAUGGCUGGCCAAACAGCGGUAGUUACGUGCCGAGUCUGUGACAGUACCCACCGCACCUCGACCACGGCACCAUGUUGCGACGCCCACAGCAAGCUGUCUCCAGAGGAUCGCUGA
Molecule: messenger RNA, 1311 nt
Organism: Baudoinia panamericana UAMH 10762
Lineage: Eukaryota; Fungi; Ascomycota; Dothideomycetes; Mycosphaerellales; Teratosphaeriaceae
Exons: 2
Coding region: 106-900 (264 amino acids)
Biological process (GO): copper ion homeostasis
Cellular component (GO): membrane
Molecular function (GO): P-type divalent copper transporter activity; copper ion binding; ATP binding
Source: RefSeq, a predicted model, not a curated record